AUGUCUAUUAGUAUCAAAUGGUGGAGACCAUUGCAAUCUGAUGAGAAAAGCAUGUCUUCAUUCGAAACCUUCUAUCCAUUUCCCCGUUUCCCACCUGAAAUCCGCCGGAUCAUCUAUCUCCUAGCAACCCCGCCACGUUACGUGUUUGUCAACGAAUACCCCAAGCCGGAUAGUGACUCCUAUGGGGACUUCUGCGAGUCGUUCGACACUCGAGUACCCAUACCUGGAAAUCUCACAAUACACCCAAGCCUGGCCUACUUCGCGCAUAACUGGUGCCAAAGGGUCCGGGUCAACAAGCCGCCCCGCGAAGCUUGGAAUUUUAACACCUACAACGCCAGACGCAGCAAAUCUUUACAGACAACGCUAGAUUCAUAUGGCUUCAUGAGCAGCAAAAAGCCAUACCAACCAUGGACCCCAACUGCUGAUGUCCCAGAGAUACCAGCCCAUUGGCUUGCUGAACGGCCUGCGUUAGCAUGGCAUUUCACGCGCGAGAGCCAUUUCCGUAGCAGAACGCCCAUCCCCCCUUUGCUCCAUACAUGCACCGAAUCGCGACAGGUACUAAUAGAUUAUGGAUAUGAGCUUACUUUCCGAACACGCACGAGUGGACCGCGCGUGUGGUUUUGUUACUGCUAUGAUGUGUUGUGUCUUCUUUCGCGCGGGUACGAUGACUCGUGUGGUGUAUUAGAUGGUUGCCCGUGGAAUAUUGGGCAGUUUCUUCCGGAUGAUCUGAGGAGGGUGAGGCGUCUUGCGAUACAGGAUACGUUUGAUCCAUCAGAUGAAUGUGGGAUUGCUCUUACUUCUGGGGCGCUGAGGUUGUUUUCUGGCAUUCGAGAGCUGUUAUUGAUACAGCAAAAUUUGCGGUGGGCACAUAAAUUUUGGUUUCCUGGUGUUGAGGAGGCAGGAGACCAAGGGGAAUGGACGUAUUUAGAUGAUCAGGAGUUGUGGGAUUGGGUGGCACCUGAUUUGGCAGAUAUUCUUGAUUAUGAUCUACGCAGGAAUCGCGAACGUCUCUGCCUUGAGUAUUACGAUGCGACUCUUGCUGAAUAUGAACGAGUUCAUAAGGGGGAUUUAUGUGGAUUCUUUCAAUAUGUCUCUAAAAAAUACGAAACGGGGUUAAGAGAUGAGAGAGUUCGGGUCCUUGGUGUUCGCGAAGAAGGGCAAAUGACCGUAACAACUUCUUGGAAUAUACCGAGUGUGACUCUUGUUACUUCUGGUCCGAAACAUGCGAUAAGGGCACUUCUCCGUUGCCGGGAGAGGUAUUGGCAGGACCCUCAGGAGAGGGAUUACAGAAACCCGAAUGCGAACCUUCGAAGCUUGUUCCCAUUUUAA
Messenger RNA from Paracoccidioides lutzii Pb01, 1329 nucleotides. RefSeq lists its product as hypothetical. The record is from RefSeq and is a predicted model, not a curated record. The coding region runs from base 1 to 1329 and encodes 442 amino acids. The transcript has a single exon.